CAUUCAUUCACUCUUACACACACAUUUACAUUAUAUUCACCCAUAUUCACACACUACGCUUCUUUUACAUUGUUCUACCGCAUCCCUUUUAUACACAUAUACCCAUAUCUACCUACAUUCAUACCUCUCAUUCCUCCCGGUUUACAGCCCACAACUCAUUAUAAAGAACAUUAUUAGAGUAAUAAAAGUUAGGCGAGGGGUAAAAGGGACAAUUUAACAAGAGAGACAAGGAAACAAAACAACCAAACGGGAGCAGGAACAGCGAGCCAGGCUACUCACGCUACACGAUAACACAAAGUCAUGUUACUCUCGUUGCUCAGAACGAGUUGGCGUGGAGCACAUUAUCUCGCCUUGUUAGCCCUACUCACCCUGGCUUUCGAUGUCAGUAAGGAUUGUGGACUUGAAUACUCACUCUGGUUAGUCUCAUGGUAUAUCGCCAUGGUGUUCUUCCGGCGCAUUGUCUCCAGGCGAUCCAUCAGAGUUGCGAUAAAGAGCGGUAUUAUGCUUGAGCCUUUGAUCGUCGUCGGACUCUUAUUCCUUGCAAUGUUCAGAUCAACCAAAGGUACAUCGGGAUCACAUUGGUUCUGGGAGUCCAUUAUUAAAGGCUCAGAUCCUGUCCUUACCAUUCUCGAGGGCUUUGGCACUAUCCUUAUAAUCCAAAAGUCCUCUCAACUCAUUCGUCGUCUUGCAGCAAGAAGCGAUGGGUAUCAGAUUGCGUUCUUAGUGCUAUCUGCAUCUGUUUAUGUGAUUUCUGGAUUUGGGCUUUAUCAUCUCUAUGCAGCUUCUUCUCCCGAACUCGUACCAAGCGUCAAAUCAGCUUCUGUCAUUGGGUGUUGCAUGACCCUUACCAUUGUCCUUUCCAUCAUUGCGCUUGUCUCUGGAAGAGGCGUCAUUACAGAUACAGCUUUUCUGUUUGCCUAUAUGGUCAUGAGCAUGUACAUUGCAGCAAGGAACGAGGUUAUUGAGAACGGACCUGUCAAGGCCGUCAUGCCUCUUCACAGCGCGGUACAGUUCGGACCAUUCUCUAUUCCUUAUCUUCGAAGCCUGACCUUACAGGAUGCUGAACGGAUCACAAUCCAAGCAAUGGUUCAUCUCUCUCAACUUAUGACAGUCUUGGUCCGUGCGCUUUCGCCCAAUGUACUCAUAAGUCUCCUCUACCGCAUGGGUGUCCUUGUCGCUGUGUCCCAUAUUGCUCCAAGUUUGAAUAUCGGACAGGACGGACUUUCUGGAUCAUCGUCUUCGGCUAAUGGCCAUGGAUAUACCAGAAGCAGUAGAAGAAAAUCAGAUGUCUAUGGUGAUGAUGAUGAUGAUGAUGACCUAGUCAGUAUAGGGAUGAUGCCAUUUUUAGCCAGCAUGGCUAAACCUGUGCUGUUAAUGACUCAUACUCGCAUUCUUUUGCAAUACUUUGGGUACUUGAAACCGUCGUUGGCAAUCUGGGGCUGGUUAAAUAGCUUUUUAAGCCUUGCUCUAUUUGCAGCUGAGUUGGUGCUGGCGCGAGAUGAUGCAUGGGGGCAUUAUCGAUCUGACUAGGAAGGGAAAAUAAAGAAAUCAUUGAGAAUUGGAGGUUGGGCUAGCGGGAAAGCCAGCAAACAUUUGUAUCAUCAUCGCAUAUAUUGUUUCGUUUAGUUUGUUUUAUUCUUUAAUCAAUAAAGAUUAUAUUUCUG
Messenger RNA from Lobosporangium transversale, 1664 nucleotides. Its product is annotated as ICE2-domain-containing protein. Gene Ontology annotation, cellular component: cortical endoplasmic reticulum; perinuclear endoplasmic reticulum; endoplasmic reticulum membrane. Bases 301 to 1530 code for a protein of 409 amino acids. The transcript is spliced from 5 exons. The record is from RefSeq and is a predicted model, not a curated record. Gene Ontology annotation, biological process: septin ring assembly; endoplasmic reticulum inheritance. NCBI's taxonomy places the organism in Eukaryota, Fungi, Mortierellomycota, Mortierellomycetes, Mortierellales, Mortierellaceae.